AUGUUUAAAUCAAAACAAAAAAGAGUACUUAGAUAUGCAUCAGACAUUCAUUUAGAGAUGAAUGCAACUGUCAAAGAGAAUCAGGAGUUGAUUGAUUUGUACACAUUUGAAGAGAAAAAGGAUACUACCUAUUAUCUGGCACUGUUGGGUGAUAUUGGAACAGGUGGUAAACCAUCACAACAAGACGUGUUGAAAGAGUUCUUGGGCAAGGUUUCAAACAAGUACAAGACUGUAUUCUACAUACUGGGUAAUCAUGAAUAUUACAGCCACUCUGAUAGAUUGUCAAUGACAGAGAUACAGAAAACACUCAGAUCGAUAUGCUCGUCAUUUCCAAAUGUCAUCUUUAUGGAUAAUGAUUCAUAUAUGUUGGAUGAAUACAAGAUAUUGGGUACUACUCUAUGGUCAAAUGUAUCAAAUGAUAAAUCUAAAAUGAUUGAAUCUUCUAUUAAUGAUUAUAGAUGUAUUUAUAAAGAUGAUGAAACAUCAACAUCGACAGAUCAAAAAGUGGGUGGUACCACCACCAAAAGAGUAAAUGUACAAGACACGAAUAAUCUUCAUAAUCAAGCAGUUCAAUGGAUUGAAAAUGAAAUAGAAUCAGCUGGAGAAUCACCUGUCAUUGUUCUCACACAUCAUGCUCCAUUGUACUCUGACAACAAACGACUACUUUGUGAUCCAAAAUUUAUAGGUGGUGAUAUUAAUUGUGCUUUUCAUACGGACCUCUCCCGAUUGAUGAAAUCACCUGUCCAAUAUUGGCUCUAUGGCCACACUCAUUGGGUAUCAUCAUUUAAAUACAAUGGUGUUACUGUAGCAACCAAUCAAAGAGGUUAUUUCUUUGAACAUGUGGGUUUUAAUCCCUCUACUUUUGUAUUAGUAUUUGGUCAAUCAAUGACUCCAAUUGGUGAAAUUCAAUUCUAUGAUACUACUCCAGAUAGAAAUAGUGAUUUUGAAAGUGCUUAUUGGAUUGCAAAUGAAUAUGGAGAAUUAGGAAUGGUAGAGUCUACUUUAGGGCCUGAUGGAAAACCAGUUUAUGCUCACACUGGUGCAAGCCCUCUUGGGUCUAUUCAAAGUCCACAAACUUUUGCAGCCUACUUUAAUGCUGUUCCCGAUGUUACCAUCCAACUUACAACGGGUGAUGAUUCCAAUCCAUGUACUAUUGAUACAUGUACAAAUGGAACUUGUAGUCAUGAUGAUUUAUGUACAACCACCAGUCUAUGUGAAAAAGCAAGAUGUAGAGUAAAUGGAGAUAUUGGAGAAUGUGAUGAUGGUGAUCCCAAUACUGUUAAUGCUUGUUCAGAAGGUCAAUGUAUAAUAGUAUCUGAAUGUUUACCAGGAGAUCUAUGUGAAGAUGUUGUUUUGGUCAACAAUACUUGUAUAUUUAUACCAAAUUGUAUAACAGAAGAUUUAUGUUACCCUAAAUCAUGUGAUGCUACCCAAGGAUGUACAAGUACAACUAUGAAUUGUGACGAUGGAGAUUCUUGUACUGACGAUUCUUGUUUUGAUGGAAAUUGUGUUCACAAUGAUAUUUGUACAUCAACAACUACUGCAGUGGUUUCAACCUCUGGAGUCGUCUCAACUACUGGUCAAACAAUUACUACCUCUAGUGUCGUAACUACUACUGCCAUUGUUACGACAACCUCUCAAUCAACUACCACCUCUCAUUCAACGACCACUUCUCAUUCUUCAACAACCUCUGAACCAACCACCUUUUCAACAACCACUGGAGGAGCAGUGACUAUUGGUACUUCAAUAUCUACUUGCACUGGACCAAGUAUCACAUUGGGAGGAACAACCCAUCAUCAUGAAGAAUGUGAGAUUAAAAAAGAUGGAAGUAGUGUAGGAUGUCCAAAAGGGUAUCACUGUGUUGUGGUCAAUGGAAGAAAUACUUGCAUCAACAAUCAAGACGAUUGUCCUCCAAUAAAGUGUAGUAAUGAUCCAUCCCCGAAUCCCAGUACCUAA
Messenger RNA from Cavenderia fasciculata, 1956 nucleotides. RefSeq lists its product as uncharacterized. NCBI's taxonomy places the organism in Eukaryota, Evosea, Eumycetozoa, Acytosteliales, Cavenderiaceae. Bases 1 to 1956 code for a protein of 651 amino acids. Gene Ontology annotation, molecular function: hydrolase activity. The transcript is spliced from 6 exons. The record is from RefSeq and is a predicted model, not a curated record.